Fusarium sp. VM40 is the source of this 1143-nucleotide messenger RNA. NCBI's taxonomy places the organism in Eukaryota, Fungi, Ascomycota, Sordariomycetes, Hypocreales, Nectriaceae. The record is from the annotation of a GenBank genome assembly.
AUGGCUACGUUUCCUCCUCCUCCUGUUAAUACCAUUGACUGGGCCAACGUGGGCUUCAAGGUCCGCGAAGUCAAUGGCCAUGUUGAAUCUACCUACAGUAAAAGCACAGGAAAAUGGACUCCCCUUCGCUUCGUCGCCGAUCCCUUCAUGCGCAUCCACGGCAUGGCUCCCGCUCUUAACUACGGCCAGCAGGCUUACGAGGGCCUCAAGGCCUUCCGCACGCCCAACGACGAAGGCAUCACCAUCUUCCGCCCCGACCGCAACGCAAAGCGUCUGCAGCACUCCGCGGAAGUCGUCUCCAUGCCCCACGUCCCAGAGGACCUCUUCCUCGACGCCGUCCGCGCCGCCGUCGCCCUAAACGCAGGCUUCGUGCCUCCCCACGAGACAGGCGCUGCCCUGUACAUCCGUCCUCAGCUCUACGGCUCCAGCGCGCAGCUUGGACUCUCGCCGCCUGAGGAGUAUAUCUUUACCGUCUUUGUCAUCCCCACGGGUGUCUACCACGGCGCGCAUCCUGUAAAGGCACUCAUCCUUGAGGACUUUGAUCGCGCGGCGCCGCAUGGCACGGGGCAUGCCAAGGUCGGCGGGAACUACGCUCCUGUGCUGCGCUGGAGCGACAAGGCGCGUGACGAAGGCUACGGUAUCACGCUGCACCUCGAUAGUGUGCGGCACGAGGAGAUUGACGAGUUCAGCACGAGCGGCUUCAUCGGCGCAAAGGUCAACGGCGAUGAUGUCACGCUUGCUGUGCCCGACUCCAACGCUGUCAUUGAUAGUGUCACCAGCGAUAGCAUCCAGGAGCUGGGGCGUAGCUACGGGUGGAAGGUCGAGAAGCGGCCUAUCAAGUACCAGGAGCUCAAGGAGUUCAGCGAGGUCUUUGCAGCUGGUACGGCCGCAGCUCUUGUGCCCAUCCGAUCUAUCACGCGUCGUGUUGAUGGGAAGGAAGAGGUCGCAACGUAUAUCAAAGACGGAUCUGAGGAGCCUGGCCCGCUGUUUGAGAAGCUGCUCAAGCACCUCAAGGACAUCCAACUUGGCAGAGCUGAGGAUUCUUUCAAAUGGAGACUCCCAGUAGGUCCCAAGGACAUGGAGAUCGAGGGAGUUUCCAAGGGACAAAAUGGAGAUGCCACAACGGUGGAUCAGAUGGACUAA